AUGACGACGAUUGCAUCUGAGUACUCGUCUGAGGUUGCUAGCACACCGAUUCAGUACCAGUUCAAUCCUUAUGCCGAUAAUGGAGGUACCAUUUUAGGUAUUGCAGGCGAAGACUUUGCAGUACUCGCGGGCGACACUAGACAUACUACUGAUUAUUCUAUCAAUUCUCGUUACGAGCCCAAAGUAUUUGACUGUGGUGACAACAUCGUGAUGUCGGCCAAUGGGUUUGCCGCAGACGGCGAGGCGCUGAUGAAAAGAUUCAAGAAUAGUGUUAAAUGGUACCAUUUCGAUCAUAAUGAUAAGAAACUGUCUCUGUCCUCAGCAGCCAGAAGCAUUCAGCAUCUGCUUUACGGCAAGAGAUUUUUCCCAUACUAUGUUCACACAAUCAUUGCAGGCCUGGAUGAAGAGGGCAAAGGUGCAGUGUACUCUUUUGAUCCCGUGGGGUCGUAUGAAAGGGAACAGUGCAGAGCCGGCGGCGCAGCUGCGUCUUUGAUAAUGCCGUUCCUAGAUAAUCAGGUCAACUUUAAGAAUCAAUACGAGCCAGGUUCCAAUGGCAAGGUAAAAAGACCUCUCAGCUAUCUGAGUAUCGACGAAGUUAUAAAACUGGUGCGGGACUCGUUUACAUCUGCAACAGAGAGACACAUUCACGUGGGUGACGGUCUAGAGAUUUUGAUUGUCACCAAGGAUGGUGUACGGAAAGAGUAUUACGAUUUGAAGAGGGAUUAA
Molecule: messenger RNA, 726 nt
Organism: Torulaspora globosa
Lineage: Eukaryota; Fungi; Ascomycota; Saccharomycetes; Saccharomycetales; Saccharomycetaceae
Gene: PRE7
Product: proteasome core particle subunit beta 6
Exons: 1
Coding region: 1-726 (241 amino acids)
Cellular component (GO): proteasome core complex
Source: RefSeq, a predicted model, not a curated record